Messenger RNA from Stomoxys calcitrans (stable fly), 4979 nucleotides. RefSeq names its product integrin alpha-PS3. Gene Ontology annotation, biological process: integrin-mediated signaling pathway; cell-cell adhesion; cell adhesion mediated by integrin. The transcript has 9 exons. Bases 930 to 4289 code for a protein of 1119 amino acids. Gene Ontology annotation, molecular function: integrin binding. Gene Ontology annotation, cellular component: integrin complex; external side of plasma membrane. The record is from RefSeq and is a predicted model, not a curated record. Lineage: Eukaryota; Metazoa; Arthropoda; Insecta; Diptera; Muscidae.
CGGCGAAGCAAGAAGCAGUAGCGCUAUAGUGCGGAAACGGGCGGGUGCGCGUGUGACGAAAGACGACAACUAACUACAAUCACUACUCCAUGCAGAACGCAACAGCAACGAAAAAAAAAAUAAGAACAAGAUAAAUCUAUAUUAAUAACAUUGUACACACACACAAACGCACACAGCGUGUGGAAAAGGCAUCUGAAAGAUACGCCAGCUAAAUAGGAGUGAAUAUUAACACAAAUAACACAGCAGCAAAACACAUCGAGCAGCAGUAGUUGCGUUCUACGGCGACAUAUAACAACAACAACAACGACGAUACUUAAUAAAAUACCCAACUAAAUUGUAAAAUAAGAAUAUAAUAAUCCACAUCCGAUUCGAGUUUGAGAAAAGCAAAAAAAGCAAAAAUAAUUCCAUAUCAUACGACAAAUACGCGAAACAAAGAACGACCCGGUGCCGAUCGAGUAGACGCAGAAACGCAUCAAAAGUGUUUUCCAUAUCCAAAUGUGACAAAGUGAUGAAGAGUGCAACAUGGAAGGCAAAACAUCGUUCCUUCCACGGCGACAACAACAACAAAUGUAGCCCCAACAAGUGAAUUGGAUAGUGCGCGAUAAAUAAUUGAAGAAGCAAGAAACCCCAGGAGGGGAAAAUAAGUGUGCUGAUCAGAAAAGAAAAAAUUCAAGAGUUCUAAAGUCCAGUGCAAAGCAUACAUACAUCGCAACAAGGCAGUCACUUAGCCAACCAAUCAGUGGGGAUAGAAAGUGAAAUAGAAAGUAAAUUAAAUAAAAAUACACAUAUACACACGCACAAGUUCAUACAUAACAAAUAAAUAAAUAUAAAUAAGCACAUAUACAGCUAUCCGUCCCUUGAGGACUGUUUGCAUUCCUUAUCGUUAAGCAAACUCUAACGCAUACAAUUGCCCAGUUAGAAAUCAAUCAAUGGCAAUGUCUUCCCAAAUAUUGCCAGUGCAGUGUCUAGUGUUAAGUGCCCUCUUUGGGAGUUUAUUAACCCCCGUUCUCUGCUUUAACUUUGCCCCCAAGCCACAAGUGGUCAUAGGAGCGCCACAGCUGAAGUUCUUCAAGUCUCACGUGAGGAGCUCCUACUUUGGAUAUGCCAUGGUUAUACGCCCCACCAGUAUAAUCGUUGGAGCGCCGCGGGCUCAAUCAACUCUGGAAUCCCAAAGGCAUAUCAAUGAAACUGGCGCCAUUUACCGAUGUUCCUUUAAGGGCACCCCCAAUUGUCGCCCGUAUGUGUUCGAAAAACGUGGCAAUAUAAAUAUUGAGCACAGCGAGUAUUCCUAUGACUCGGAGAAACGAGACUACCAGUGGCUGGGAGCAGCCAUGGAUGGCGGUACCGAGGACACUGACAAGCUGAUUGUGUGUGCCCCCAGGUUUCUGACACCUUCAAUUUCCGAUUACUUGAUGCAUGGCAAGUGCUAUUGGAUCAAUAACACCUUGUCCGAUAUGCCCAGUGAUGUGAUACCGAUAUCACCAUUACGAGGGGUACAUGAUCAGAUCAGAGAUUAUGAAGAUGGCGAGAGGGUUUACUACUACAUGUUGGCUGAACAAGGUCUUAGUGUUCACGUAACUCCCGACAACGAGCAAUUUCUUAUUGGUGCUCCUGGUAUUCAUACGUGGAAGGGCUCAGUGAUACGCUAUCGAAGAAAGGAAUUGAAUGAUGAGCCGAGUCUUAGUCGUCGGGACACGAGUGGUUCUCCACGCAUUCCUAGGCAAACUCGAGUGAUUUAUGAGACUGAUAUUCCAAAUCCGAGGAACUUCAAGCAGCCCAGUGAUUCCUACUUUGGUUAUUCAGUUAGUUCGGGCUACUUUGAUUCCAAUAACCGCAAAAGGCUUAUGUAUGUGGGCUCGGCUCCACAGGCCGAUGAACAGUCGGGAGAGGCUUACGUAUUUGACUAUGUAACUAAAUACAAAAUAACGAAACACUAUGUUUGCCGCGGACUCCAAUUUGGAGAAUAUUUCGGCUAUGCUGUAUUAGCGGAGGACAUAAAUGGAGAUGGCCUGACCGAUGUUAUUGUGUCAGCACCACAAUACACUAUCAGUGGUUACUUUGAUGAUGGUGCCAUCUAUGUUUUCAUCAACCAAGGCAGAUUUAAUUUUGAACGCAAGUUGCUUACUUCUCCGAUCCAUGGCAAGGCCAGGUUUGGAACGACUCUUACAAAACUGGGUGACAUUAAUAGCGAUGGCUUCAACGACAUUGCAGUGGGGGCUCCGUUUGCUGGAGAUGGCGCCGUAUUUGUUUAUAUGGGCAGUGCCAAUGGCUUACGCGAGCAACCCAGCCAGCGUUUGGACUAUCCAAAGGUCAACGAAUCUCCCUACGGCUCAGCUAUGUUUGGUCAUGGUCUGUCAAAGGGUUCCGACAUUGACGACAACGGCUUCAAUGAUUUUGCUAUAGGGGCUCCAAAUGCCGAGACAGUCUUUGUUUACCAUUCUUAUCCGGUGGUUACAAUUAAGGCCACAAUUUCCUCCCAAACACGAGAAAUAAAACCAGGACAGACAUCGUUCCCAGUGACAGUUUGCUACAGCAUUGCCACAAAUUCGCAUAAGGUGAGGGCGCAGGAUUUGGCCUUGCAUGUCAUUAUAGAUCCCCAAGUGAAGAGAGUGCGAAUAGCGUCGACAAACAGCAAUGAAUUACAGUUUAACGCCACAGCUUCGACUCAGAUGCAAUGCCGAGUUCUGGAAUGCAAUGUGCGUUUUAGUGAGGCCGAUAUCUUCAAGCCAGUUGAGUUGGAGCUGCAUUAUCAGCUGGUCCAUGGAAUACCCGAUUCCGAAGUGUUCUGUGAAACUUGCGCCGCGGUGGAUCCCGUUGAGCCGAAGAUAUACUCUGAAAAAAUCAUCUUCAGCACAGGUUGCGCUACAGAAAUUUGCGUAGCUGAUUUGCAAGUAACCAGUAAAUUGGAUCGCACAUUCGUUUUGGGAAGCAGUCGAACUUUCAAGGUUACCUACGAAGUCAUAAACAGAGGUGAGACUGCCUACUUACCCCAAAUCAAUAUCACCUCCUCGAAUCGCAUGCCAUUCGCCAAGAUACCUUCGAAUUGCAAGCACAACAACCAGGAUUCUAUGCUCCUGUGUGAUCUCAACCAAGGUCAACCAAUGCAGGAAGGCUCUUCAGAUGCAAUCACCAUUAUCUACGAUACCAGCAGCAUAUCGGGUGAGAACAUGCAAGUAAUGGCCAAAGUUUUUAGUACCGGCAAGGAGUCAACGGCUAGCGAUAACGUUGCUGCUGACAUUAUAAUGCUCACGGAAUUUACUGAAAUUGCCGCUGUUGGAGAACCAAGAACAAAACACAUAAAUUUGGAGGAAAUUUCGAACACGGCCGAAGUUAUCAAUUUUUAUGAGAUCAAGAGCAAUGGACCCAGCACAGUUCGUGCUAUACAACUUGUUUUCGAUAUACCCGUGGCCUAUACAAUUCCUGGCACCUCUAAAACCAUACCCAUUAUUGAUAUGAGCAACAUCACGAUGCACGCAAAGUAUGAUUCGCAAAUAAAGGACGUGACCUUCUAUCAAAACAAUACCCAGAUACUUAUGAACGCAAUAGAGAAAAUGUCCAGUUUCUCCAGCCAAUUCACAAAGAAAGUCAUGACCGAAAGCAGCAGUUCACAUUUUAAGACAAUGGAAGUGCAUCAGGGAGGCGAGUUCACCGUAAAGGAAGAGUCUUUCGGAGAAUCUGUAAUGGCUUCCACCAUGUCCAGCGGAAGAAGACGUAGGGAGGCUGCCGCAUUGACAGCAAAUAAGGAACAAUACGCCUUAAUUGCCAACACCAAAUCGUAUGACUUGCUGAGCGAGGACUUAAAGGGCACUCUGCCAGUCAAUCGAACAAUUGUUUUUAAUUGCAACGACCCGGCAAUGACUUUGUGUGUUCGCGCUGUAAUUCCCCUUUAUGAUUUCAAGCCGAACAAACCCGUCACUGUGACCAUGAAAUAUCAUGUUGACCUGCAGGAGGUAAAUCAGAUUUUAAUAGAACCAUGGGAGUUCUUUGUAAUAUUGGUUGGGGUAAGCGUUCAGAAGCCCACCGACCCCACAGGGUCGACCUUGGCCGUAAUCAAAAAGAUCGAGUACAACAUCAUAUCCAAGCAUCAGCUUUAUGGCACUCCGAUAUGGGUCAUCAUUCUGGCCAUUAUUGGCGGUCUGUUGGCCUUGGCCCUCAUAACCUAUGGCAUGUACAAAGCUGGAUUCUUCAAGCGUGCCACCAAGGAGGAAAUGGACAAAUUGGUGCACCAGGCCCAACUGUCGAACGAUGGAGUCACCGAAGCAUCAAACUUAAACUCGGAGCACAACUGAUGUCUCAAGUAUCAGGAAACAAUAUCAGCCAUUAUCCUUGUGAUCUUGUCUCGAGUCCAAAAAAGCUGUGAAUACACCUCCCGCCAAUUUUGCUUCAUGAAAAUGGCAAAACUUGUUUUAGUUUCCUUUAUUUUUUUUUUUUUGUUUAAUUUUGUUUAUUAAUUUGUUUGAAACAAAUGUUAAAGUGCGUAUAAACAUGAGCAGAAACACCAACAGGCAACCCAUUGGCGAGUAGGUUGACAAUCAACAAUGCAGCUCGCCGUGAGGGUGGGUCGCUUAGUAGGUUAAGAACGAUUUCGAUACCAAAUGUUACUAUUUUGUGUGUGCAUAUAAUUAAGUUAAUUUAUUUGUUUUAGGUUUCUACCCCUGUAGUUUGUUUAACCUUAUGUGUAUUUUCUAUGUUUUAUUUUUUUUUUACUAUUUUUAGUCUCCUGCAUAGAACUGUGUGCAGAAGUAAGUUAAUAUUUUAGUUGCCAUGUGUAAAUAACAUUUUAAGAAAGGACAAAGACACACUCCAUUGUGAAUUUGUUGUGUAUUUUUACUUGUAAAUUUUAUUGAACGAUAAGUCGCUGCAUUUCGUAUUUUUUUAUUCAAAAAAAAAAAAAAACACAAAAAGCGACGAUAUGCAAGCCAGUAAUUUUAAGAUUUUAUAAGUAUUACUUUUUAUAUGAGAUAUAAAUAAAAACCCAA